CCCCCCCUUUCACACCGGUCUCCCGUAUCGCCUUUGCCUCGCCGCGCCAAUCACACACGGCUCCCCAUUCCUCCGCUGCCUGCCUGCCUGCCUGCCUUUGACGCGCACCCACCAGCCACCACCAGCACGGGAGGAGACCGAUCGACUCGGCCCGGCCGACGCCUCAGCUUCAGCUUCAGCUCUGCCUCUGCUUGCGUUGCGUUGCGUUGCGUUGCGUGUGGAGUGGCCGCCCGCAAGAUAGGUAGGAGACGUGUGUGUAUAUGAGAUCCCCAUCCAACGGCCGGCCUCCAAGCGCAGGGGGCGGAGCACCACCAGCAGCAGCAGCAGACGACGACGACUUCGCCUUCUACUGCUCGUUCCUCCAGGACGCCGCCCCGGCCUCAGCGACGUCGCCGCUCGCCCUCGCCCUCGACCUCGACCUAGACGACCCCAACCCCACCGCCGCCGGGAUGACCAACGGCCGGCGCCGGAGGCAGCGCGGGGCAGCAGACGAAUCCGGAGCCGCCGCUGGGGAAGAGGUGGAGGCGGAGGUCAAGAAGGAGGGCAAGAAGCGGUCCAUCGCCAAGCUGCUCACCUCGCUGGCGGCGCUGGAGGCGGAGGAGCACGCGGACCGCGCGGACGCGUCCAGGCGCGAGCUGGCGCUUCUCGAGUCCAACGCCGACACCCGGUCGCAGGCCAUGAUGGACUACUACGCCAAGAUGGAGAGCAGCUUCGACGCCACCGCCGAGUCCGAGGCCUCCGCCAGGUCCAAGCGCUCCAGGCUCGCCGCCUCGGCCGCCGCUGCGGCCGUCGUGGCCGCCGAGGAGUCGGCUGCGGCGGCGGCGGCGGCGUCCUCCGCGUCGGCCUCGCCGACGCGCGCCGCGGGGCAGGGCCACCACCAGCGUCGGCUGUGGGUCAAGGACCGGUCCCGCGCGUGGUGGGACCGGUGCAGCAGCGCCGACUACCCGGAGGAGGAGUUCCGGCGCGCCUUCCGGAUGGGGAGGGAGACGUUCGACAUGAUCUGCGACGCGCUGGGCUCGUCGGUGGCCAAGGAGGACACCAUGCUCCGCGCCGCCAUCCCCGUCCGCCAGCGCGUCGCCGUCUGCAUCUGGCGCCUCGCCACGGGGGAGCCGCUCCGCCUCGUGUCCAAGCGCUUCGGCCUCGGCAUCUCCACCUGCCACAAGCUGGUCCUGGAGGUGUGCGCCGCCAUCAAGUCCGUGCUCAUGCCGCGCUUCCUGCAGUGGCCCGACGAGCCCGCGGCGGCGCGGUUCAAGGAGAGCUUCGAGCGAAGCUCGGGCGUGCCAGGCGUCAUCGGCGCCAUGUACACCACCCACAUCCCCAUCAUCGCGCCCAAGAUCUCGGUGGCGGCCUACUUCAACCGGCGGCACACGGAGCGGAACCAGAAGACGUCCUACUCCAUCACGCUGCAGGGCGUGGUGGGGCCCGACGGAGCCUUCACGGACGUGUGCAUCGGCUGGCCGGGAUCCAUGCCCGACGACCAGGUGCUGGAGAAGUCGAUGCUCCACCAGCGGGCGGCGGCCGGGAUGAUGCACGAGUCGUGGCUGGUGGGUGGCGCCAGCUACCCGCUCAUGGACUGGGUGCUGGUGCCGUACACGCACCCCAACCUGACGUGGACGCAGCACGCGUUCAACGAGAAGGUCGGGGAGCUCCGGCGAGUGGCGGUGGAGGCGUUCGCGCGGCUCAAGGCACGGUGGGCGUGCCUGCAGAAGCGCACCGAGGUGAAGCUGCAGGACCUCCCCGUGGUGCUGGGAGCCUGCUGCGUGCUCCACAACAUCUGCGAGCUGCGGGGCGAGGAGGUGGACCCGGCCAUCCGAUGCGAGCUGGUCGACGACGAGACCACGCCGGAGAACCCCGUGCGGUCGGAGACGGCCAAGCACGCCAGAGACAACAUCGCGCACAACCUGCUCCAUCGGGGCUUCGGCGGAACCACAUUCUUCUGAAGUUGUGUGAUCCAUCGGCUUCUUUCUUUGCUUUGCUAUUCUAGAGUACAGUAGUACAAAUUUGGGCCGGAAAUAGGGAUUCUUUUAGCCGGUAGCUUAAUUACAAUAGAAGAAGAUUUUGGUAGGAUUAUUUAUACUGCUGCUGCUGCUGUUAGCAGCUGGUGAAGGAAUCACUUGAUUGAUCUAGAUGGCAAAUGACCCACACAGGACCAUGUAAUUAAUUUAAGUGACGCGAUAUGGUUUUCUUAUGUUGCAGUAUACUCCUACAGUUUUUCGUUAUCUAGUACUGUAAUUUGGAGAAGAGAAGUUGAGAAAAGAUGAUAGAUUUCCAUUG
Sorghum bicolor (sorghum) is the source of this 2274-nucleotide messenger RNA. Its product is annotated as protein ALP1-like. Lineage: Eukaryota; Viridiplantae; Streptophyta; Magnoliopsida; Poales; Poaceae. The transcript has a single exon. The record is from RefSeq and is a predicted model, not a curated record. Bases 261 to 1940 code for a protein of 559 amino acids.